Messenger RNA from Acaulospora colombiana, 169 nucleotides. Lineage: Eukaryota; Fungi; Glomeromycota; Glomeromycetes; Diversisporales; Acaulosporaceae. The record is from the annotation of a GenBank genome assembly.
CUGGACAGCAAAACGAACAAUACAAGACAUCAACAACUGGCCAGAAUGGGUUCAAGAAUAGCACCCUACCCACACAUAAAAGAGGAAUGGUUCCACAAGGCUCAACAACCUUUUUCCAUAACAGAGAUCUCUAAGGCUAUCAAAACAAGUAAUAAUGCAUCAGCACCAG